Molecule: messenger RNA, 6186 nt
Organism: Mercenaria mercenaria
Lineage: Eukaryota; Metazoa; Mollusca; Bivalvia; Venerida; Veneridae
Exons: 34
Coding region: 151-6186 (2011 amino acids)
Source: RefSeq, a predicted model, not a curated record
AAGUUUGACUUUAUCUCGGUGGAUAACUUGUUUGUCAUAGAUUAUGGAUUAAAGUUAUGUUGGAAUAGCAGUACAUGUGUUUUGGACGCAGCAAUAUUAAAUAGAACGGAAAUAUCUACCCAAGUAUGCACAUGGGACAAAAGUUUCCAAAUGAAAGAUUUCUCGCUUUCAACAUGGAAAGAAGAUCAUGGAUUAGGUCCAAAUGAAAACAUAGAAGGGUUAUUGUCAGACCAACUUUUCGAACACCUUGAACUAUCACAAUACUUAGCAUCGCAAUGCACAAAAGAUUAUUUCAAGUCUUUCAUGAUAGCUACGGAGUGCUCUCAGGAUGUACCUCGCUGGUUUGAGGACAACGACGAUUUAUUCUGUGGAUUUCAGAGUUCUUGUUCAAACAUAUCUUGUUGUGUGAUGCUGAAGUCUCUCGGGCGGUCAUUUACAGUUAAUGUUGACAUUCGACCUUGUGAAUUUCAAAUGUUUAUUGCUAUUGAGAAGUUACAGAAAGUUGUUCCAUUAAGUGGCUAUAAUUGGGGUACAGCUGACACAAUUUCUCUUUCUGGCAUAAUUUCUAUGAAAUAUGCAAUUUAUGAUGUUUCCGCUGAAAAUGUCUUCAUCAUCGAUUUAGAAAUAUCCGUUUGUCCCGACGCUAUAUCGGCGUGCUUGUUUGAUGGUAUCAUCUUGAACAAACAAAGAAUUAAGAAAGAACAAUGCAACUGGGAAGAUACUUCUAUCGAUGCAGAUUUCAAUCUCACUAGCUGGAUGUAUAACAGGGGAUUAGACUUAGAUGCGUUUUCUGUACACGGGACGCGAUAUUUAAUGGAAACGCUUGGGAUUGACACACUUCUUCUUCAGCCGUCCUGUAAUUUGCAAGAUAGAAUAUAUGAAGAAGAUGUAUUAGAUACAGACUGUUCCAUGGCAAAACCCUUUUCAUCCUUGAUGCCUUUAGCAGCUUGUCGACUAUCAUCAGAAUGUACUCAUUUGGAGUGCUGUUUAGAUACGCCAUAUGUCAAUCAACAUUUCAAAGUUGAAUUCGACUUUGACCCUUGCAAUUACAAAUAUACAAUAAUCAUUGAACAAUUUAGAUAUGAGAAUAACCUCUUCAAUGUUGACCUCGCAACAGAGCAUACAUUUUCUUUACUCGGAGUGGUAUCUCUAAGAUACCGCAUAGAAGAUUUGGAUGUUGAAAGACUUUACAUCGUUAACUUAAGAAUUACGAUAUGUUUGCACAGAACGGUGUGCCCGAUUGACCUUCAGAUAUUACAUGAUACACUAAUAAGAAAGCCCAAUUGCUUCAUGAAACUGAAACAAGAGUACGAAAUAAAAGAUUUUUCCUUAAAGAGAUGGUUGGACAUUUCCAAUGCGAGCUUUCCAGUUUCAAAGAAUGUCGCUUCAGUUUUGAUGAGCCAGCUCGGCAUUACUAAGUAUCUGGAAACUAAUGUUUGUGUUAUUGGUUUAGAACCGUUUAAUCAACUCGGCUGGAAUAGAGAUGCAUGUCCACUCAAUGUUUCCGUUCCGGAUCAGCAGCUGCAAGAUAUUUCCUGUUCAUUGACAACAAAAUGUACUUCAGCUUCUUGUUGUAUACCAAUCCCACUGAUGGAACGAAACAUCAAAGUAUAUAUAGAUGUAGAUCCAUGUGCAUUGACGAUGAUUCUAGGUAUUGAACGGCUUCAAUAUUUCGUCAGUUUGAUCGAUUAUGAUUUUGGCCGAGAAGAGUAUGUUUGGCUUUCAGGAGUAUUUCGACUGAAGUUUACUAUUUAUGACAUAACCAGCAAGAAUGAAUAUCUGGUUUCUCUGACGUUUGAAGAAUGCUGGGAGUCUAAUGAUGUAUGUUCAAACGAGUACAGCAUUUUUAAGAAUCAACGGUUACCAAAACAGAUCUGCAAUUCAGUUAAAGGCUAUACUAUUCCCGAGUUUUCCUUCUCUUCAUGGAUGACAGAUCAUGGACUGAGCACAAAUGCCACGUUAGAUGUAAAACAGAAAAAUCAGCUCCUUGCAGAUUUAGGACUCAGUGCUUAUCUCAAAGAAAAUGAAUGCAUUAUAGAAACACUGACUACUGGACUAUAUCAAAAUGGUUGGAUUAGCGAAUGUCCGUACACAGUUCAACUUCCUCUGUUACUUGACGGCAUACAAUGUACACUCCUAGAUUACUGUACAUCCGUAAGUUGUUGUGUAGCUUUGAAGCAGAUUGGAUAUAACCUUCAAGCAGAUCUUGAUAUAGAUACAUGCAAUCAAAUACUUACAAUAAAAAUAGAACGGCUGAAGAAAGAAAUUAUCUUAAUAGAAUACGAUUAUGGAGCCUUAGAAGAAUUUUGGCUGUAUGGAAUAGCACAUGCCAGGUACCAAGUGUACGACUUACGAGAGGAAAGAAAAUACCUACUCAACAUGAACAUAAGUAUAUGUUUCGAAUCGCAUUUGCCAUGCCUUAACUAUACAGUGUUCCGGAAUACGAAAGUUAAGAAAGUAAAAUGUGACUGGGGAAUGAAAGCGGACAACACAGAAGCAUUUUCAAUAUCUAACUGGAUGAGUAACUUCAAAGAAGACAUAACUAACAUAAGCAAUUUGCCAGCUUAUGCCACUGACGUACUCUAUAACGACAUGGGAGUUGGAGACUUCCUCUCCGAAAGUCAGUGCUUCGUCAAGAUUCAUCCUUUCAGUGUCAAAGGUGGCAUAAAAAAUGAAUGUACCGGAUAUUCAAAGCCUCUAAAUGAUCUAGGUCCGGUUUCUUGUCAUCUAAGCUCUACAUGCAUGUCACUUGAAUGUUGUAUCGACACAGAAUAUCUCCCGAGAACUUUACACACAUUCUUACAAAUAAAUGCAUGCAAGCAAACACUACUUAUUGGUAUUGAGAAAUUCACAUUUGAAAUGGAUUUAGUUAACUACGACUUUGGAACAACUGAAAACUUUUGGCUACAGAAAAUAUUCCGAACUGAUUUCCGGCUCUUUGAUCUGAAGAAGGAAGAAGUAUAUGUUGUUGAUUAUAAUGUCAGUAUUUGCCUUGAGGAUGGGGCAAAAUGCAACAUUAAACAAGUAAUAUUAUCUCAUGCAUUAUUGCCAAAACCACAAUGUGCUCUCAAAGAAGGAUUUAAACAAGAAAACUUCUCUUUCACGGGAUGGAUGACGGAAAAUGGUUAUUCACUCGGAGAUGAAAUAUCUGACUUGGAUUAUUCAAAGUUGAUGGAAGAUCUUGGCUUACCAAGAUAUCUUAAGGUUUCUGAAUGCAACAUGUCAAGUAUUACUGACAAUGAAACGUCAGUGUGCGCCUUAAGAUCACACAUGGUCGACUUUCCCCACCAACUUAACUGCUACCUACCAACAUGCAAUGAUAUUAAAUGCUGUCUAUCUGUUGAGCCUAUCAGAAGAAACUUCAUGAUAAGUUUCAGUGUGGAUCCCUGCAAGAACAUGCUAUCUAUUGAGGUAGAAGAACUCAAAGUUCAGAUGUCACUAAGUGAUUUCGAAUGGAACAAAGAGCAAGAAGUGUACUUGAAAGGUGUUAUAAAAGUGAUGUUUAUAUUGGAUAAUCUGAACGGACAAAAUGCUUUUGUGUUAUCACUCCAAGUUAAAGCUUGUCUUGAAUUUAAUACUAUAUGCUACUUUGAAAAGAACAUCUUCAACAAAGUGAAAAUUUCUAAGCGGUUUUGCGACUAUUCUGCAUCUAUUUCAUCUUUCCCUAUAGAAGAAUUUUCACUCUUGGAGUGGAAGCUGCAAAAUAAUCUCCCGACUGACAUGCCUCUUUCAAAUCCAUUUUCUGCUAUAUUGCUUGAAGACUUGGGCUUAUCGAUGUACUUAAGUGAAACACCAUGUCAAAUGAAUCACACAGAAUAUAGUUAUGGUUGGAAAAACAGUUGCCCUCACAUAAAGACGUCACACUUGCCAGAAAGCGUAGAAUGUUCUAUAGACAGCACAUGUUCCAAACUAGAAUGUUGUUUAUCAGUGAUUGCUGUUAACAGAAAUAUUAAAUUUGAGUACGAUAUUGAUGUCUGUGAAUCAAUAGUGGAAGUCAGUAUUGAAAAUUUACAGAUGAAACACUCGCUCUUCCAUUUUCCCUGGGGCGAAACAAAAAGGUUGAACUUUGGUGGCAUUGUUCGCUUAGACUUUUCCUUUUCUGAUCUACCAAAUGAAAAGAAGAUAAUGUCGAGUGCGUCAUUCAAUGUUUGUUUUGAGUCGUCCUCACCUUGUAUAUUACAGACAAAUAUACUUGAUAAAGUUAUCUUUCCUAAGGAAUCAUGCAAAUGGAAUAGAGGUUAUAUCAUAGACGAUUUCUCUCUGCAACAAUGGAUAUCGCAGGAAGGUCUCACACAAGGCAUUCCAUUAGAUGAGUACUACACUGCAAAAUUAUUAGAAACACUAAACGUUGCUCCGUUCUUAAUGAAAGAUUCCUGCAUGGUAAAUGUAUCAAGUAAUACGUCAUGGACCUCUGAGUGUCCUAGAAGUCUCACUACCGGGAUGCAUACUUUGCCAAACACGAUGCAUUGUGUUAUUGGUCAGAGCUGUACUGAAGUUGAAUGCUGUAUUGGACUAGAAAUACUGAACAGAACAUUCAAAACUCAAGUAACCAUUGACUCAUGUGCAUAUCAGAUGACAUUUGCUGUUGAAAAUUAUAAACAUAGUAAACAAUUGUUCAAUUAUACGUGGGGGAAAACAGAACAGAUGUGGCUCUAUGGUGUUGUUCGAAUAAGCGUAUCCGUUUAUGACCUUGGUGGGGAAGGCAAAUACAUUGUCAACAUGAAUAUAAGUGUUUGUCUAGAGGCAAAUGCAGCUUGUCAAGUCAAUGUUCAAGUUCUGGAAAACGCAAUUCUUCCAAAGCUCGAUUGUGAUUGGAAUGUUAAUUUUGCUGAUGCAGACUUUGAUUUGGAUACAUGGUUUCUACGACAUGGUCUAUCAUCAGAAGAGGAUUUGACACAAGAAUACACCCUGAUACUCUACAACGACCUCAAUUUAUCUCCCUUUAUUGGAGAAGAAGAAUGUAUGAGUGGUAGCAACAGCACAUUAAACGUUUCGGCAUUAGGCUGGACUAAAGAAUGCCUAUAUGAUAUUGAUUUACCUCAACUGCCUGAGUCUACAGUGUGUAGAGUGCCAACGUUUUGUACAGGAAUUGAAUGUUGCUCAGUAGUAAAACUUCUUAGAAGAAAUAUCAACACAUACAUCUUUGUACACUCGUGUUUGAAUCGUCUUGAAAUUGGUAUAGAACGGAUGAAAUACACAGUUGAUCUGAGUGGCUUCGAAUUUGGAACGGAGAAAAUUGUCAGCUUACAAGGGGUUUUCAAUCUUAGAUUCUCGAUUGAAGACUUGAAAAAUGAGGGUGUUCUGCUAAUGACCUUGGAUAUCAAUAUCUGUUUCUCUACAAAGAAACCGUGUACUGAAAGUAUAUCAAUAUUUGAAAAUGCAAAACUUCAGAAACCUGUCUGCGAUUUAAACACUGGAUACAAAAUUAAAGAUUUCUCAAUGAAAGAAUGGCUAAUUAACAAUGGACUUGAAGCCGGAAAUAUUGAGGCUUUACCACUUUCAAUGUUAUAUGAGGAGCUUGGAAUAUCAACUUACCUUUCUGAAGAUAUUUGUAAUAUUCCAGAACACGUACAAAACUGGGAAAAAGAAUGUCCACUAGAUGUUGAUGUACCAGUACUGCCGGAACAUGUUUACUGCAGGCUCGAAACGUUUUGCAACGCCGUUGACUGUUGUAUAAAUUCUGAACUGCUUCAGCGUACUUUUGCUCUAACUCUAAAAGUGGAUCCAUGUGAUAUGAUACUUACAAUCGCUAUAGAAAAACUGCAAUUCGAAAUAUCACUGUUUGAGUACUCGUGGGGUUCGGAAAAUAUGUUUGACUUGUUCGGUGUAAUACGAAUGAGAUAUUCUGUUGAUGAUCUGCACAUUGCUAGAAUGUACCUCUUGAAUGUAGAAAUUGCUGUUUGCCUUGAAUCCAACGGCCAGUGCGAAACGGUUGUUUCUGUUUUUAACCAUACUCUACUCAACAAACGUCUAUGCAAUCUGGAUCCAGGGUUUGCUAUUCAAAAUUUUUCACUUGCUCACUGGCUUACUGCUAAGGGCUAUCCGUUCAAUAGUUACCUUGGUGAUGACGUCACAACAGAGCUUCUCGAAGUUUUAGGUAUCAUCGGAUAUUUAAAUGAAAUACAGUGUGAUAGGAAAUCUCAGCCCUAUUCUCCGUCUGCAAAUGGAUGGAAAAAAAGUACGUAA